AUCCUCGCCAUCGUCGUCCUCGUCAGCCCCGCCGCCGACGCCAUCUUGCCCGGCCGCCACCGCCAUCUUGCCCGCCCCGGGCCCGCCCCACGGCCGGUAGCGGCGCAGCUGCGCCAGCGGCAGCCCCAGGGCCUCGUCGGCGAACAGCACCCUCCGCGGGGCCACCGCUGCCUCGACUGAGGCCUGAAGCCAGUCUUGCAGACGGGUUGGAGUGGACAUUGGAUGACAGAACUCUGGGUCAUGCAGGGCACUGGAGAGCCAAGGGCAGGGAGUCUCAGCCACAGCCUGUCAGGAGAAGCCCCUGGGGGCUGGUCUCCCCUGUUGACCAUUGGUUGGAGGGGGUGCCUGCGGAGGUGAGGAAAUGCAGCCGCCAAGUCUUGGACAACCUGAAACCUUCAAGCCCCCAGAAGAAUCUCCAAAUCUCAGAACCUCCCUAUCAUUGCAGCCUAGAAUUUAAAACCUGAGACCGUUGUGCUCAAGGAAACCUGGCGGUUUCAAAGCCCAGCACCAAUGGAACGCAGGGCCCCUAUCCUCCAGCUCUGUGAUAUUGGGCAAGUUGCCCGACUACUUCGUGCCUCCGUUUUCCCCAUCUGUAUAACGGCCAUGACGACAAGAUGGAAAUCCAAGGGCUGUGGUGAGGAUUGAACACGAUAAUUGUGAAAAGUGUUCGGCGGUGCAUCUGGCACAUGGAAAAUCUGAGAAAUUGUCGGCUACGGGGAUGAUGGUGGAUAUUUAGAAUCCUAAAUCCUUGGAAACUGGGACUUUUCGAAGUAGAAAAUCGCAAAGGCUGAGGGCCUCAGAAGCAUCGGGCCAUGGUGUCCCUGACCAUGAGAAGGUUGGGGUCCCAACGAGCCUCUCUAGGCUUUGUGAGGAUGGAUUCAUUAAUACUGGGGCCUGGUUGGGACCUUCCCCUCUGGGUCAGAGCUCUCAGGCCCUAAGAUGUAAUGAGGCAAGACUUUUCUCCCUUUCCUCACUCAGUGAUGUUCAGUGGAUUCUGGGAGCCAAUGAUUCUCAGACUCUUGGAUUCUGUGAAUUGUCGGGGGUAGGGAGGGACUCCCUGAUUUUUUCUCCAUGAAGUAAUUUCCAUGCCUCUCACCCUCUGUGAGAAGAUGGGUUGCAAGAGUAUCCGGAGCUCCCACCCCUGGGCAGUAAGACCGUGAUGACCGUAUCAAUUCCACUUAAGGGGAAACUGAGGCCUGGACCAGAGCAAGGCCUCUGGAAACGCAGCCCUAUUCCAUUUCUUUCCCUGGUGUUUCCCAUCCACAUGUAGCAUCUCAGUUCCUUUCUUCCUUUCCCCAGAGACCCUCAAAUAUCCCCUCACUCACAGAGUGGCAUCUCUCCCUGCCUGGGAUGUCCCUGUGAUUUGAGUUCUUUUCCCUUUUUUUCUAACUCUACACACUUUUGUUUUAAAAACUGUAGUUUCUCAUGAGCCCUGUUAUCUCAUUGAUACCUCUCACCUCUGUAGUGAGGGGAAGAAAUCAUAUUUUCAGAUGACUCGUAAAGGGCAAACAAAAAACCCAAAAUUUCAAAAUUUCCGUUUAAGUCUCAUAAUCAAGAAGAGGAGAAACAGAGCGAGCGAGUGAGAGAGAGAGCGAGAGAGAAAAAACUAUGAGAACCCCCCCCACCCCGUGAUUAUCAGCGUACACACUCAUCGAAAAAAAAAAUUGGAUUAUUAGAAGAGAGAGGUCUGUGGCUUCCACACCGUGGUUUUUCUUCUCGGUAUAAAAGCAAAGUUGUUUUUGAUAUGUGACAGUUUCCCACAAGCCAGGCUGAUCCUUUUCUGUCAGUCCACUUCACCAAGCCUGCCCUCGGACAAGGACCCAAUGCCCAACCCCAGGCCAGCCAAGCCCUUGGCCCCUUCCUUGGUACUCAGCCCAUCCCCAGGAGCCUUGCCCAGCUGGAGGGCUGCACCCAAGGCCUCAGACCAGCUGGGAGCCAAGGGCCCAGGGACAACCUUCCAGGGCCGGGACCUCCGAGGUGGGGCUCACGCCUCCUCUUCCUCCUUGAACCCCAUGCCACCAUCGCAGCUGCAGCUGCCCACAGUGCCCCUCGUCAUGGUGGCACCCUCUGGAGCACGGCUGGGUCCCUCGCCCCACUUGCAGGCACUCCUCCAGGACAGGCCACACUUUGUGCACCAGCUCUCAACGGUGGAUGCCCAUGCCCGGACCCCUGUGCUGCAGGUGCGCCCACUGGACAGCCCAGCUAUGAUCAGCCUCCCGCCACCCACUGCUGCUACGGGGGUCUUCUCCCUCAAGGCCCGGCCCGGCCUGCCACCUGGGAUCAACGUGGCCAGCCUGGAAUGGGUGUCCAGGGAGCCAGCACUGCUCUGCACCUUCCCAAGCCCCGGUGUGCCCAGGAAGGACAGGUCAGUGUGCAGGGCUGGGAAGGACCCUUGCCCUGCCAUCCCCUCCUCUGACACACUUUGUCCCCCCAGCACCCUUUCAACCAUGCCCCAGGGCUCCUACUCACUGCUAGCAAAUGGUGUCUGCAAGUGGCCCGGAUGUGAGAAGGUCUUCGAGGAGCCAGAGGACUUCCUCAAGCACUGCCAGGCAGACCAUCUCCUGGAUGAGAAGGGCAGGGCACAGUGUCUCCUCCAGAGGGAGGUGGUGCAGUCUCUGGAGCAACAGCUGGUGCUGGAGAAGGAGAAGCUGGGUGCUAUGCAAGCCCACCUGGCUGGGAAGAUGGCCCCAACCAAGGCUCCAUCCACGGCAUCAUCCGACAAGGGCUCCUGCUGUAUCGUAGCCACUGGCACCCCGGGCACCACUGUCCCAGCCUGGCCGGGUCCCCAAGAGGCCCCUGAAGGCCUGUUUGCUGUGCGGAGGCACCUCUGGGGCAGCCAUGCAAACAGCACGAUCCCAGAGUUCUUCCACAACAUGGACUACUUCAAGUUUCACAACAUGCGGCCCCCUUUCACCUAUGCCACCCUCAUCCGCUGGGCCAUCCUGGAGGCUCCCGAGAAGCAGCGGACACUCAACGAGAUCUAUCACUGGUUCACACACAUGUUCGCCUUCUUCAGAAACCACCCUGCCACCUGGAAGAACGCCAUCCGCCACAACCUGAGCCUGCAUAAGUGCUUCGUGCGCGUGGAGAGUGAGAAGGGGGCCGUGUGGACCGUGGAUGAGUUUGAGUUCCGCAAGAAGAGGAGCCAGAGGCCCAGCAGGUGUUCCAACCCCACACCCGGCUCCUGACCUCAAAGCCAAGGAAAGAAGGAAGGACAGGGGCCAAAACGGGGGAGUAGAAGUGGCUGGAGGCAGGGGUGACCGGCCCUGAACGUCCCUGCAGGGACCAAGAAGUAAGGUGUGCACCAUCUUGCUGGCCAGGGACCCUGCUCCCCAGCUGACUGCCCUCCUGGAUCACAUGCUCUGCACCAAGGCUGCUCAGAGGGACCUUGGCCCCAACCCCACACCCCCGCCCCAGCCCCCUGCGACCGGCUCUCCAGCCAAACUGAGCCUUCACAACCGACCACACACACAGCCUGCCUCAGUCGCUCUCACAGAUGACCUUAGGGCUGGAAAGGACACAGAGAGUCGCAAUCCUGUCCCUUGGACUCAAUACAAACCCUAAAACACGAAGAGCCUGCCUCAGUACACUCACACCACCUCAAAUCCGCAGUCACACAAACAGUCACACCCAAGCACAGUCCUGUCAACCCACAUGCCCCAAAGCACACACCCGUAGCCAGCUUCCAGGCCCACAGGUGCAGCGUCACACGGGGCAUGCCCAGACACCCGCACAGAAGCAGCCUCGGUACCUUCAGGAUCUCAGGUCCCAGAAAGCCACACAGACACAUGCUGGUCACACACGGUAUCACACAGCUCCCGACACAGACGCUCAGUCGCACAGACUUUCUGAACUCACCUGCAUAUCUCACACACCCACAAAGCACCCCAGUGGGCGUCCUGAGUCCCACGCAGACACCCAGGGCCAUGCACACCGACUCACCAAAUGUACCCAGUGUCUCACCUGCCACCCGCCCCCUCCCCCAUCCUGAGCCCUGUGCCCUGUGCCCCCAUCCAUGCCUCAGCUUAGACUGCAGACAGAGCCCCUCAUUUAUUUGAGAUCCAAGGCCCCAACCCCCAGCACCCUCCGCAAUAAACUGCA
This is a messenger RNA of Globicephala melas (long-finned pilot whale), 4101 nucleotides long. It is a transcript of the gene FOXP3, whose product is annotated as forkhead box P3. Lineage: Eukaryota; Metazoa; Chordata; Mammalia; Artiodactyla; Delphinidae. Gene Ontology annotation, cellular component: nucleus. The record is from RefSeq and is a predicted model, not a curated record. Gene Ontology annotation, molecular function: RNA polymerase II cis-regulatory region sequence-specific DNA binding; DNA-binding transcription repressor activity, RNA polymerase II-specific. Gene Ontology annotation, biological process: regulation of transcription by RNA polymerase II.